Brassica rapa (field mustard) is the source of this 1907-nucleotide messenger RNA. RefSeq names its product ras-related protein RABA4d. Lineage: Eukaryota; Viridiplantae; Streptophyta; Magnoliopsida; Brassicales; Brassicaceae. Gene Ontology annotation, molecular function: GTPase activity; GTP binding. The record is from RefSeq and is a predicted model, not a curated record.
UUUCAGACGAUCGUGAUCUGGAAUAUUAUCUCGUGUCCGUUUUUUUUUUGGUUUUAAAGAUGUCUAAUUUGUAUGGAGAUUACAACCAAAAGAUCGAUUACGUGUUUAAAGUCGUCUUGAUCGGUGACUCCGCGGUCGGAAAAACACAGCUGCUUGCUCGGUUCGCUAGGAAUGAGUUUAGUGUCGAUUCUAAAGCCACCAUCGGUGUUGAGUUCCAGACUAAAACGCUCGUUAUCGAUAACAAAACCGUCAAAGCUCAGAUUUGGGAUACUGCUGGCCAAGAAAGGUACCGGGCGGUGACAAGCGCAUACUACCGUGGAGCUGUUGGGGCAAUGUUGGUCUACGACAUGACCAAACGUCAAUCAUUUGAUCACAUGGCUAAAUGGCUAGAAGAGUUAAGAGGGCACGCGGACAAAAACAUAGUGAUUAUGCUAAUCGGAAACAAAUGUGAUCUCGGAAGCCUUAGAGCAGUGCCAACAGAAGACGCACAAGAGUUUGCACAAAGAGAAAAUUUGUUCUUCAUGGAAACCUCCGCUCUCGAAGCUACCAAUGUUGAAACUGCGUUUUUGACCAUCUUAACAGAGAUUUAUCGUAUAAUCAGCAAGAAAUCACUGACGGCUGAUGAUGAUGACGCCGAUGGGAACUCGAGUCUCUUGAAGGGGACUAGGAUUAUUAUUCCGAGCGAGGAAGAGAGUGGGAAGAGAGGUGGAUGUUGCGGCAAAACGUAACAAAACGUAACUCCAAAAGCAAAGGACAAAAGAUUGUAUUCUUUUUUUGUUUGGUUUUUGUUGUGUCUUUUCGUUGUUUUUUGUUCAUGUUAGGCCAUUUGUUCUUGAAACGAAACAAUAAGCCAAGGUUUACUAGAGAAAGAAGAGUUAUGACUUAUGAGGGUGAAACCAAGAGCCCCACUUUCUUACAUACCACUAUGAUCAAGGAGACCAACAUUUUGAUAUUGUGAUUGUGUUUUAACUUUUAGAAAAAAAUGAGACUAUGUGAAUAUUUUCUUGUUUCAUUAUCUAUGGGGUUGUUAUUAGGCACAAACUAGUGAAACAUUAGUUUUUAUAUAAUUUUCAAAAUUAAUAUACACUAGACGUUAAGUUAAUGCCAUCCAAGCCAACAUUAGAUAUGGUACAUUAUGAGCCAACUUUUCAUUUUUCAAGUGUUCGAUCAUAACUUUAGUUGUGCAUCUAGGAUGAAUGCAUUAUUGUGACUCUGAUUAUUAUACUGGGUAUGUUACAAAUUAGGUUGACGCAGUGGGCCAGUGCCCAAUGUACGGGGUCAAACUAUUAAAUAGAGAAUCAAAAGUAGUUCUGACAUAGUUUCCUGUACAACCUCUCUUCUUCUUUUAUUGCCCUCGAAUUUGCAGCGCAGAAUAUUACAAAUGACUCUUGAUGAAGCCACAGAGCGGAUGAGAACUGUUCUUUUCACCACAUUUCUGCUGCACGAUGAUGAGUUUCACAGGAGUGGAAAGAGUUAAACGAGAACACAACUUCUUUGUAACAUAAAGGGACGUGGUAUUUGUGUAAAUGAUUUACUCGUGUUGUAUCAUUUGUUUUGAUUUUAGGAAUAAGAUUCGUUUGGCUAUCGAAAGUGGUGGGCUCUACUAAUACUUAUUUGUCUGCCCAUUGUAUUACUUGUAUUAUUGUUUUUGUCUCGAUUCACAACAAAGACUGUCGCACACUCAUUGGAUUCCGUUGUCAUGUCAUAAUCAUUAGAUGUUUAACACGUUUUUCUCGUUCUUUGCGAAUAAUGUCAUGUAAUUUGUAUUAAUCUUGGGGUAAAGAUACAUUCUUAUAGGUUAUAUACUGUUUUUUGACCCAAAAAAAGAGAGGCUAUAUACUGUUUAAAUACUUAUCGUUUGCAUUGCAUGUACAUGAAAUGAUUGCAGCAUGGCAAUUCACAUGAUU